CUGAGUUCCAGCGCUCAAUUCCGAUCAAGGCCACUUGGUAUGUUUUGGCUGCCGUUGAGCUUCGCAUGUUUAUCUGACCUGGUUUUUACAAUCACGGUAUUUUGUGUGAUGAAGUAGUUUAUUACUAUGUCGUCGCGACGUGAUUCCUGUUUAAGAUUUAGUAAACCUCACCAUUCUUGGAAAAACUUAUACAAAGUUGAAGGUGACCCUAUUGGACGGUAUGUUUACUUUUGGAUUAAAAGUUUGUAUAGUGGUUAUGCCGGGAAAGUUUACAAAAUUACUACUGGUAACAUGGAGCUACUGGAUCCUUUGAUAGUGACGAAGUCCCAGCUCACAGCAACAAUGUAUUCAGAAAGUGCUUAUACUGGGCCCGGAGAAUAUUUAGCUUGCAAAGUCAUCCGUAGGUUUCGUGGAGGAAAGGAUACUAUUGCAAAAAUUACCUCUGAAGUUCAAGCUAUGGUCAGUUUGCAAAGAAAUCAUCUUAAUACUUAUCAUAACUCUGUGUAUAAUAAGCCAUCUGAAAAACCUUCCAGAAUUUGUAACCAUCAAGUUCCUCCUAAAUCAGCCUCACCUAAGCUGUUUGCAGUUUAUAAAGACUCAAUGGAAGUUGCUAUUAUCAUGGAGUAUGCUAGUGGUGGAUCUUUAUACGACUUGUGUAGAUCUGCUUACCCAUAUGACUUUGCUGCUAGUUCAACCAGUUCUCCUUGCGGUGAUUUAUCCAUUCCUAAUUCUGGUGUUUCUAAUUCACACACAACAAUCCCACAGUCGAAACACCCUGGUUCAUUUGAUGGAUUGUCUGAAUCAUAUAUUCGUCAACUACUAAUCAGCAUCCUUGAAGCUUUGGUCUACAUGCAUGAUAAUCUUAGGAUGGUUCACCUAGAUGUUAAGGCUGAAAAUCUUUUACUGCGUCAACCCUAUCCGUCUACUGAUGUAUUUUUCACAGAUUUCGGUUUAGCGACCAUAUUAACUGAAGGUAAACAACAUCGAGAGCUUGCAGGAACUCCUGAUUAUGUUGCACCGGAAAUUAUUAACUAUGAUCCUAUCACAUUUGCUACAGAUAUGUGAAAAUAUUUUGUUUGCUUCCAUAGUGUAAUCACAAGAAGAAACUAAUGUACUUUCUUUAUUCUUCUUCUCUCAUUAAAAGAUAAGUUUUAUCAUGUCAAAUUUUAUUUGUUUUUAAAAGUACAUUUAAUAAAUAAUUAAUGUAGAGAAAUUAGAAUUAAAUUAUUUAUGUAUUUUAUUAUUUAUCAAAUUCGUCAAUCAUAAUAUACUUAAGUAGUAUAAGUAUAUUUCUUGUUUAUUUGGGGGGGAUUUGCAUUUUUUUUUGUAUGUAUAGAUCUUUAACUUACCGUUUCAUGUUUUAAUUAUUAUGAACCCUUAAUAAUAAUAGUAAUAAUAAUAAUAAUGUUUUGUUACUAUAUGAACACACAAAUAUUGGUACAAGAGGGCACCAAAUAUAUAUGCUCCACACCAGAUUUUUGUGUGUGGGUUGUGAUACUGCCCGGGUGCCCAGACCGAAGCAGGUGGUUUUCUUAGUAGUCCACACCCCGAGCCUUUGACCUAAAGGUCUGAUCCACAAGGCAGUGGAGCAUCGUGAGGAGAUGUAGUCCCAUGGUAGCCGGUGACCAAUGAUUGGUUCAUACACCAUUUGUUCCCUUAGGAUACCGGAGCCCAUGUGCACCAUUGGUUUGGGAUCCGGUUAAAGUGCCGGACAUUCGCUUUUCGUCCUCUCAAUUUCGUAAACAACACCCCUACCUCGAGAAGGCAGUGAGUAGCACUUCCCUGGCAGAAGCUGUAUACGCGUGGCCGUGUGAGAGUAUUUCGAGAGAGAUGGUGGACCCACUCAACUCUCGGCCAUACCAGGGCAUUUGGGGGCACAACUAUAUGAAACUCUCAACUUUAUUUGUGUACUAUUACAAUAAAUAUCCGUUUAAAAUGUAAUCCAAUUAUAAUUAUUCAGAAAAAAUGUUUUAUUAUGUAUUUUUCAAUAGUCCAUAUCUACUACUUAUCUGUAGUUACAAGAGAUUGUUAUCAAUUCAUCUACUGUAACUAUAUACAUUUUUGUUUGAUUCAUCAUAUAUAUAUAUAUAUAUAUAUAUAUAUAUAUACGAUAUAUAAAUUCUUAUCAAUUAAAACGAUAAAUAUAAAGAAAUAUACAUUAAGAACUAUUGUGUUUUUAUUAGGAUUUCCCAGUAUUUAUCAUUUCAAUAAUUUAUAAGUUUUUUAUAAAUAUCUUGAGAGUACAUACAAUAUACAUUCAUAGUUAUUCAGUUCAAAUGACAUUAAUAACAGAAAAGUCGAUUAAAAUAUCUACACAAAUGAAAAUACGUAUAAUAAACAAUUGAGCAGAUCUUUGAUCACAGUAGGUCAAUCAGAUAUUGUCAAAUCAUUGGUGAAGAAAUCCCAAUUUCUGAUUAUUUCGCCGUAUCAUCUUUCCUAUUUUAAAAAAGGUUGGUUUUUUGAAUUUAACUGACAGUGUUGAAAUUGGGUGCACAUUAACAUACAUAAAUAGUUCGAGUAUUUCUCUCUUUCCCUCUCUCUCUCUAUUGAUUAUCCUUUUGUUAAACAGAAAAAUUGUUAAAAAAAAACACAACAUAAUUGAUCCUCUAUAAUAUCAUAUCUAGCUAUCAUAUAUUUGAUACUAUUAUAAAGAGAAUUAAUAUUGUAGAGUACACGGAACUGGUCAAAAAUAUUAUUAUCGAUAUGGGGAUUUGUGAAGACUGCAGUACUUUUACUGUUGAAUUCACAAAUUGAUCUAAACUGAGGAGCCUCAUGUUAGGAUGAAACGGCUGUCCAGUGUUUCCAGGUUUUCAAUGGUGGUCUGGCUUAGAUCGACUCGUGAAUCCGACCGUCAAAAAUAUUGUUGUUUGUACUUAAACAUAUAGCAUUAAAGAAAUUUAUUUAUAAGUUGUUGAAAUUCUAUGUAUCGAUUUCCUCACAGUAUUCAAUAAUUUGACAUUUAAUAAAACGAUUAUUAUUAUUGCUAUCGUGAUCACUAAAAUAGUAGAAUAUUGAUUAUCCAAUUAAUAAUUUACAAUGUUUAUGACUUAAAUCGGGACUUUUCUUUUAAAUUUUAUCUUCCUAAAUUGACUGUUUAUUUGUAGGGUGUGUUCAUCGUUAAUUGACAUCGUGGGAUGUGACAAUGUGUGAAAUACCUUUACAUCAUUGAUAGGAAAUACAAUGAAUACAUCAACAGAAUAGUCUUUGAAAUAAUUGGGGAAAGGUUGUAACUUAGAUGAAUGCUUUUAGUUGUAUUGUGUUCUAUAACCGUUGAUUAGUUUGAUUUUGAAGCUCAGCGCUCAUCACUCAGCACAACACAAACAAUAGCAACUGAGUUAUAUAAAUGACUUUGGAUAUGUAGUUUGUACUGAAUUUCGUAUUAAUUAUGGUUUAUAACAUUUGAUAACUGUCUUCAGGCUUCUAUUUACAUGGUAAACUAUAAGAAGAUGGUUAUUUCAUGAUUUAUUCUCUAGAAAGUAAAACUUCAUAGAAACUUCAUACACAAUGUAGUGAAAGUCACCUACAUAAGGUUAGAGAAGAUAAAAUAAGAGAAAUUGGACGUCAAACGAUAAGUAUAUGAGAAGAAUGCUUUAUUAGUAAGUAUCGUCUAAAACUAUAUUUAUUAAUAAAUGUUAGUCGAAAAGUGUUAGAUCCUAAUGUCAGUGAUGUAAACACUACUAUUUGGUUUGUGUAGGAUUUCCACUCAAUUCUUCUAAUCUGAAUCUGUAUUGUUUGUUGUGAGAUAUGAUAGAGUUGCAUGAAUAAAAAGGGUGAACAUUUUUAUUAUCUUUCAGUGAGUUACUUUUUUGCUUUCUUAUUAAUCAGACAUUACAACGAAAACCUUUGGUUAGUGUAUUUGUAUAGUGUAGAUGCAUUAUAGAUAUCAUUUUAUGUUAUUAAUUCACACCGUUGUAUUCUAACUUUGUUGAUCUAAUCUUCUUACCUUAAAGCUUUUAUAUUUUAUUUAGAAACAAGUUAACAUUAAACUGAUGGCGUGUACUCAUUGUAAGCAAUAAAAAAAGGCUUAAUUCAAGCAUAUAACAGAGAAUGAAAUGGAAACCUAGUGUUUGAACUGUAUUCAACUUUUAACUAAGAUCAAAUAUUCGAAUCUCAUUCCACUUGGAAUGAUUUGGGUAACUCGGAUAGUACGUCUCAAAGCCCUAUUUAUAUUAAAUAUGUACUUGAUCAAUAAAUAAUAUUAAAUCAUAUGGACAGCUUAAAUUACUGUUCAAUGUUUCAUGAUUUUAUUUAUUUUUUUUUUAUUAUUAAUGGCUUUAUUCAAUAUUAUCUUUUUGGUACAAUAUAGAAUUCUCAGCACAGGGUAUUUCAACAAGUUACUUAUUGAACAACGAACAAAAAGGCAGUAGCAAAUACAAAAAGAAAUAAAAAAAGGUUUUUUUUAAAAAAAUAUUGAGUUUAUUAUCAUUUUUAUUGUUUUGAUUCAUUCGCUUUCUCUUGCAUUUUCCUUCUCUCAUCUUCCCUUCUUUCGCUUUUUCUCGUUGCUCUGAUAUAAAAUGUACCAACUUAAGCUAUAUACAUCCACAGUUUCGUGUCAGAUUCGACGUUUACACAUAUUACAUUUACUUAUUAAAUAAUUGAUGAUUAAAAUGUACACACAUACACACACAGACAUGAUGAAUUUACUUACUCUUUUAAGAAUGUGCUCGAAAUUCAUGAUGAAAAAUUAUAGGAUCAAAACUAGUGAGAAAAUGACACAUUCAUUAAAUUCCAAUAUUCCUUCAGUACGUUUUUUUUUACUUCUUGUAAAAGUUAUAUUCCGUUCUUUAUCCUUCUUUUUCUUUUUUUUUGAACAAAGCGGUAUCUAUGUGUUUGUUUAAAGCAAAUUGUGAACAAUUACUUUCGUUGUGAAAAAUAUACCCAAAGCAUUUUCAAAGUCUACAUUCCUUUCCAGGUCAACCAUUUAUCUGUCAUAAACGUCAAAUCGCUUUUUGAUGUUUCUCUGUAUCUUUGAUUUUGUGUGUGUGUGUGUGUAUGUAUGUAUGUAUGAGUGUUAAGUCACUUUAUUAUUGUAUACGAAUAUAUUUCUGUUUCUUUAUUAGUAUAAUUAUGCCUAAUCAUGAUUGUUGUUAAAAAUGACUGUUUAAUGAAUCUAAAACUUUCCUUCCACAAAAAAAACUGUGAAAGAAACAUGAGAUGGAUUGAAUUCACCAAGUUGAAUUGUGUUCUUUUUUUAAUAGUUGAUGAUGAUAGAUUAGGAUGAAUCGUUAGAAGGUCUGUUGGGGUUCUUACAUAUUAUCUACUUACUGGAAUCUCUCCAUUUCUUGGUGAAGAUAAAUAUAUCACAAUGCAAAAUAUUACUCAUAAUACAAUUACGUAUCCUGAUUCCCUUUUUAAUAAUCGUUCACCCGAUUCAAUUGACUUUAUUCAGCGCCUUCUACAACGUUCACCGACACAACGUAUGUCUGCCAAAGAAUGUCUCAAUCAUCCUUGGCUCCUCCAGUCAUUAAAUCAACCAAUCAUAAUCGAAACAGACAUUAGUCAUCAAUCAUCACAAACCACACUGUAUAAUAACAAGAAUAGUAGUAGUAGUAGUGAUCAUAAUGUGAAAUACGCUCUUGAAUUAUUCAGUGUAGAUCCAGUUGUUGAAAUUGUUGAUGAAUUUAUAUCACCACAUUGUUUAGCCCAGUUUAUAGUACAAUCUCCUGUAUAUAUUGUUCCAUAUGUAGAUGUUGUUAGUCAAACAAAUUUUUCUAAACUAAUGCCUUCAUUAAAAUUAUGUGUUAACUAUCUUCCUAUUAUCAACUCAGCAGCAUCUACACAUUUUACCUCUUCGAUAAACAACCACCCAUCAUCAUCCGAACAGUUUAUUAGAAAGAUAUCCAAAAAAUUAAUCAAUGGACAUUUCAAUCUACUUAAAAGUCUUUCCGAGUCAACCAAAAUUUGUUCAAGUAAUUCGAACAGUGGCAAUCGUUAUGUUGAUACUGAUAAGUGUUAUCAGUUGAUGAAUAGGCAUCCCAUCGGUAUACAUGAUGAAUCAAGAUCAUUAACCAGUUAUUCUAAACUAUCCAUCAACAACUUGUCAAAUUCUAACGUAGUUGAGUAUAAUAGUUGGAGAAACAACAAAUCGACUGAAAAUUGUGUAUCAAUUUAUUUGUUUAUUUCAAAUUAUUUACAAGAAUAUCAAUUAUUCUUAAUGUUUUGUGAUUUAAAUUAUUAUAAAUUACUUGAUCGUGAUUUUUAUUUCUUUAACCGUCAUAAUACUACUAAUAUUGUUGAUAGUAGUAGUAGUAGUAUCAAAGAUUCUAUUAAUACAAAUAUUGAAUUAUUUGUAAAUUCUCCAUUGUCAAGCAAAAUUCACCACCAGAAACAACAACAACCUAAUGAAAAUGAUAUAACUCAAAAUGUAAUGAAUAGAAAUUAUGAAAUGAAAGAAUUAAUUAAAAUAUCUAAAUAUACUACUGAUAUAAUGCCAAAAGUGAAUGAAAUUAUCCCGAAAAAUUUUAUAAAUUCACAUAUUUCCACAAUUCGUAUUGAAUUAAAUUCAUCAAUAAAAGAAAAAUUGAAACUAAUGAAUUCCUCAGAUGAUCAUUAUAAUUUUAAUCAUACAAGAGACUAUUUAUCCUAUGACUUUUCAAUCAACCAAUUCUCAACAUCAACCAAUUCAUCAACUGUUCAUUCAAUAAUUAUGACCGCUACCAAUUAAAAUGCCAUUAUCAACAAAACCAAACAACAAUUAUGAAAUUGUCUAAUAUUAGUCAAAUUAAAUAUAUAAAUUUACCAUUAUCAUGCAUAGUACAUCGUAUACAAUUAAUUAAGACAAGAUUAUUUCAUGAUUUAUUCAAUUGGAUUAAUUUAUUUUUAAGAAAUCUUUUAAAUUUAUUAUUUUUUUUAUUACCAUCAUUAUUUGGUAAAUAAAUUAAGAAAAAAAAUAAGAAGAAAAGAAGUUUAUUGAAAAUAAAUGAAAACAAAAAAAAGGAAAAAAAGUGGGGCGGGGGGGGUCGAGGGGGAGGAGACAUCAUUUUAUCUUACAUAUUAAUGAUUUCAGUUGAUAAUGAACUUGAAUCUGUCCAAUUUCUUGUUCAUUUAUUUUUUUUGCGUUAAUAUGUAGUGAUAAUUUUUCGUUUUCGCUCGUUUUUAAUCUUCUUCUUUUUGUUGUUGUUGUUCGUUUGUUUGUUUUUACUCAAUUCGUUUCUUUCUUGAUCUGUUAAUAUGUUUGUGUACAUGUUCACUUUCGACAAUAUUCAAAAUUCUAUUUCGAUUAUUGAAAUGAGAAGAAAAAAAGAAGAAGAAAAACUUUAAUAAAGAAAACUAAAUCUCUAGAAGAAAUUAAAUUGUAUAAAGGGUACACUUAUUUGAAACAAGUUUUGUAUGAUGUUUCUGUUCUCUCUUCUGUUCUCUCCCCCUUUCCUUUUUAUGUAUUAACUGUUAUAUAUUGUUCAGUUGAAAUCUACUAUACUACAAUUGCCUUUUUAGUGUCUAUUAAAUUUAAUCAUUUUAUUUAAUAAUAGACGAAUUUUCAAGUUCUUGAAUAUCGAGUAAUUCAAAUCGCUGAAUUGAUCCAUUCAUGAUAAACAAUAUGUAAUCUCUCAUCAUUUCGAAUAAAAUAUUAUUUCUGAUUGAACGAAUGACUUAAUGCGCCAUAAGCAUACUGUUUUUGUUGGUUUCAUUUAAUGACAGAUAAUUUUCUUUCUUUCUUUUCUGUUUGCCUAUGUAUGCUUUUUCUAAAAGACAUUCUGAUAUUACUUAUUUCUUAUAACAGCAUAUAUAUAUAUAUAUAUAUAUAUAUAUAUAUAUAUAUAUAUAUAUAUAUAUAUAUAUAUAUAUAUGAUAAAUAACUGCUCAAUAUAGUUGUAUUUUAGGAAUACAUUUUAAUUUUAUGGAAAAUGUUUAAUGGAGUAAUUCAAUACAUAUAUGAAGUGAUAAUUGUUAGUUGUUUUGUUAUAUCUAGAGCUUAGAUUUUUAAUAUGCCGCAUAUAACUUGAAUACUGGAAUGCUAGAACCCUCCCAAAUCACACAUGAGAAGACAGACGACAAGUGAAAGAAAUAAUAUUCCAAUUAAUAUCAAUUAUGGUACAAAACUGUCAGGUACUUAGUUUUUAGUAAGAAUGAAAUUAUUAUAGUCCUUCAAUCAGCAUACAGGGAGUUAUCAGCAUUUGUCCAAUAGGGAAGCUACAUGUAGGGAUUCUGAAAUAUUCUUCCGAAAGAUGAUUGGAUGGAAUAUGUUCUGCUCUUUCUGAGCUUCUUAGAGCUUCCUCGAGUACACUCAUGAACCGUCCUCACAUGUUUUCAAUAUUUUUUAGUUCAUAAUUGGAUAUGUAGAUAAACAUUAUACUAUAGAUAAUUUUUACAGUGUGAC
This is a messenger RNA of Schistosoma haematobium, 8317 nucleotides long. It is a transcript of the gene STK17A, whose product is annotated as Serine/threonine-protein kinase 17A. Gene Ontology annotation, molecular function: ATP binding; protein serine/threonine kinase activity. The record is from RefSeq and is a predicted model, not a curated record. Gene Ontology annotation, cellular component: nucleus. Gene Ontology annotation, biological process: intracellular signal transduction; positive regulation of apoptotic process; protein phosphorylation. Lineage: Eukaryota; Metazoa; Platyhelminthes; Trematoda; Strigeidida; Schistosomatidae. The transcript has 9 exons. The coding region runs from base 5306 to 6664 and encodes 452 amino acids.